This is a messenger RNA of Oppiella nova, 735 nucleotides long. NCBI's taxonomy places the organism in Eukaryota, Metazoa, Arthropoda, Arachnida, Sarcoptiformes, Oppiidae. The record is from the annotation of a GenBank genome assembly.
UUGCAUAGCAUUUGAAAGACAUUUCAUGACUCAGUGUAUGUCUUGUGGUUUGUGUCAUACAAUGGAUCAGAUGUUUGAGCAUCACGCCAAUACAUCGACCGAUUGGUUGGACUCCAUGGACGACAAGGACAGCACCGGUAGUAUGGAUGAGAUGGUAGUGAAGAGUCCGGUGCGCAAGACUCGCAUCGAGAGAGUGGCAGACGGACUGAACGUAUCGCCCAUUCGUGCCAUUCCUCAGACGAUGGCUGAAGACAUGAGUUACGAAAGUAUCUAUGAUUUCGAUGAAGACGUGAGUUUCGACAGAAGCAGAAGCAGUCGGAAGUACAGUUCGGUGAAGAAGUGGUGCCACUUCUCGCCCACUAUGAGGUCCACUCCCAAGGCCUCGAAGACUCGCUCUCUGAGGAGGACUCGAACGACUCGCCAGAAGUCACGCAAAGAGGACACCAAUCUGUGGGAUAAAGCCAUCCAUAAGAAUCCUGAACUCAAGCAAUGGAUCAAUAGUUUCAAUGAAGACAUGAAGAAAAUCGAGUCCUCGGAACUGUCGGUCAUCGAGAGCUCACUCGUGGCCACAGAAUAGUCACCAUUGGAUGACAUGUUAUGAUUUGCCAUUUGAUUUCAUUUCAUCCAUACAUUUGGUUUCUGUAUUAAUACUACUUAUGAUAUCAUAUCUCAACUCAUGAUAAGUGUUUCCAUAAAAUGUAUAAUUAAUUGAUUUGUUAAUUGUUUGCAAAAGAG